Messenger RNA from Manihot esculenta (cassava), 1356 nucleotides. Its product is annotated as GEM-like protein 1. The transcript has 4 exons. Lineage: Eukaryota; Viridiplantae; Streptophyta; Magnoliopsida; Malpighiales; Euphorbiaceae. Bases 170 to 1036 code for a protein of 288 amino acids. The record is from RefSeq and is a predicted model, not a curated record.
CACUCUGUCCAAAGCCAUCUUUUAUCCGUUGGAAUUCAUCUUCAUCGCCAUUAACGUUUUAAUACUCCAAAGUCCAAGCCAAAGCAACGAAAAUUUCACCCUCUGUUCGAUACUCUCUAUAGAUUAUACUUAGGGUUCAAGAGUUUUGAUCCAAUCAGCUGAAGGAAUCAUGGAUCAGAAUCAGAAUAAGCAUCUGGCCGAUCAUACCAUCGAAACCCAAUCACAACCCCAAGAGUCCCAGAUACCUGAGAAGCAGAAUCCUCACACCUCCGAAUAUGCUCCUUACCCAAAGCUCGAUCCAAACGACGUCGCUCCUCCUCCUCCUCAGAAUUUCGGUAACGCAUCUAUGGGUCCUUCACCACAGUCUCACCCUGCUCCAGCUGAAGGCCCAGCUCCGAUCGCUGGAGCUGCUGCCACAACUAUGCCUGCCGAGUCUAACCCCUACGUAUCUCCGGCGCCUGUUGCAUCAUCUUCCUCCAAGAAUAAGAUGGAAGCGGUGAAGGAUGUGCUGGGGAAAUGGGGAAAGAAGGCUGCGGAGGCAACUAAGAAGGCCGAAGACCUUGCUGGAAACAUGUGGCAACACUUGAAAACAGGCCCUAGUUUUGCUGAUGCUGCUGUGGGAAGAAUUGCUCAGCAAACUAAAGUUCUUGCAGAAGGAGGUUAUGAGAAAAUCUUUCGACAAACUUUUGACACUGUUCCUGAGGAACAACUUCAGAAGACAUAUGCAUGCUAUUUAUCCACCUCUGCUGGCCCAGUUAUGGGAGUUUUAUAUUUGUCUACUGCAAAGCUCGCAUUUUGUAGCGACAAUCCUCUUUCUUAUCAAGUUGGUGAGCAAACUCAAUGGAGCUAUUAUAAGGUUGUUCUUCCAUUACACCAACUGAAGGCUGUCAACCCUUCAGCAAGCAAAGCAAAACCUGGAGAAAAAUACAUCCAGCUUAUCUCAGUGGACAAUCAUGAAUUUUGGUUCAUGGGCUUUGUACACUACGACAGUGCUGUCAAAAACCUUCAAGGAGUAUUGCAGAACCGCAGCUUGUGAUGUGUCAAUAACCAAGUUCCCAAUCCCUAUCCAAAGGUAGCAUCUGGUAAUGCAAGUUGGUGUGUAGAUAAUCCUAAUUCAAAACAGAAAUGGAUGUUGCAUUUGUUUAUGGCGUUUAUGUGGAAUUUUAUUUGGUGGAUUCUUUUGGUUGAAAUUUGGUGGAGUUGAUGUAUACUCGGUGAAUCAUAAUCGUUUAUUAUGAUAGAAUUUAUAUAAGAUCUCAGCAGUUAUAGUGAAACUGGUGUAUUUUAAUGAUAAUGUUAUGUAUUCAUUUGUGAUUCAAACUCUAAUUAAGAGCGAACUGAGCAGUUGUGGUAUCA